Molecule: messenger RNA, 666 nt
Organism: Microthlaspi erraticum
Lineage: Eukaryota; Viridiplantae; Streptophyta; Magnoliopsida; Brassicales; Brassicaceae
Source: the annotation of a GenBank genome assembly
AUGGCGAAAACUCGACCUGGUGUUGCCUCGAAAAUCAAACCUGGGAGGAAGGAGCUCGACCAAUAUACCAUCAAAGGCACCAACAAAAUUGUGAAAGCUGGAGAUUGUGUGUUGAUGCGCCCAUCGGAUGCUGGUAAACCACCGUACGUGGCACGUGUUGAGAAGAUCGAAGCGGAUGCGAGGAGCAAUGUGAAGGUGCACUGCCGAUGGUAUUACCGCCCUGAGGAGUCCCUUGGUGGUAGGAGACAGUUCCAUGGAGCUAAAGAACUCUUCUUGUCUGACCAUUUUGAUGUCCAAAGCGCACACACCAUUGAGGGGAAGUGCAUCGUUCACACCUUCAAGAACUACACGAGGCUUGAGAACGUUGGUGCAGAGGACUAUUAUUGUAGGUUCGAGUACAAGGCUGCUACUGGCGCGUUUACCCCUGACCGUGUUGCUGUGUACUGCAAAUGUGAAAUGCCGUAUAAUCCAGACGAUCUCAUGGUGCAAUGCGAAGGCUGCAAAGACUGGUAUCAUCCUGCGUGUGUUGGCAUGACGAUUGAAGAAGCAAAGAAGCUGGAUCACUUUGUAUGCGCUGAAUGCAGUUCUGAUGACGAUGUCAAGAAAUCGCAGAACGGGUUUACAGCUGAUGAUGCCAAGGUGGAAACGAAGCGCAGAAAAAGAUAA